AAUUACAGGCUGUGUAACGCAUAUGAAUGGUUGCGCUACCAAAUUCACGUUUUGAUUAACAGUUUGUCUUAAUCUCGUUUGUUUUAUUUCAAACUGUUUUCGUUUGUUUUAGUUAUUAAAACUAAGUGCAUUCUAUGUGCUUACAAAGCCGUAUCAUCUCUAGCUCUUCCUCCAGACAAUCUUAAAAGCCGCUCCUCACACUUCUCCAGCACGUAAGGUACCGUCAAACUUAACGCAUACCUAGGUCAACUGCUCUUUUGGUAUUUGUGGUUACAAUUUCUUACAGCUCUUGAUGGAAGUGACUACAAAUCUUUCAAAGCGAGGACUUAGGGCAGCCGCCUGUAUGUGGACUGUGUUGCGGUACCUGCUGAAAUAUCAUUUUCGUGUUAACUUCUGAUACAUUUAGUUUAAUCGGCCGAAAAUGCAUUUACUUUAGUUUAAGCUCUAGAGUUAAAGUUGUCUCGUAUUUCUUCUUAUCCCAACUUUAUUCCAUGCAAAGGUAACAGUUGUUCUCGGGCUUUAAGCUUUCCCACUUAUAGUAUAUAUUUAACGUAAAUGAGCAAUUUAAUGUAGUUUUGGUGAUUUAAUUUGACAAAUAAAUGUUUAGUGUAGUAUCAUUUAGGGAACAUGGCUAUCAAGAUCUUUCUACGAAUUUAACUUAGCAAGAACCUGUAGAAAUAUAUGAGAUUUACAAAAAGUUACGACUUGUGUAUGAAACUGAAUGCUCUGUAGCUUCGGUGAGUACAUGUAAGGCUAGCUGAAAACGGAAAAUAGUGAUUUAUAGUCUUUGUGUAAACCCAUAAAUGCAUAAGCGAACAUGCAUUAUUACACCAAAUGCAUUAUACUUGCUUCGUGUAAGGAAAUAUGGUUUACAGUAUCCACCACUUGUGUUGUCUUUUACUGGACAGGUAGUAAUUUUUCUGAAGGAGUUUAUGUAUUCAGUCUUAUGUCAAUCCCAACUCACGUACUGAGAUUCGCUAUCUGCAUGUUCAUUGUGGUUUCUCAGGUGCAAAUGAAUAUACUUAGACAUGUUGAUUUCUGAACCGAAGGCGUUUUCAGUCCGUACUCGUCUGGAAAAAACUAAGUAGCUUGUUCAUCAAGUACAUAUACCGUGUGUUUUAGUGGAUGUACUCUAGUGACUUUCGUCAAACGCGUAGUGUAACAGGCAUGUAAAAUGUGUUAUGUCUUAUAAGUUUGUGUCAGUCAGCAACAGCGUAAAACCUGGUACUUACAUACGUGUUUUCAUUACUUGGUUACUCACUAGCGCUCCUGUUUUCUUAUUUUAGAAUCUAAGAGUAAAUCCCAAUUCGUUCUUAUAUCUUAAUAUAUUACAAGUAAAACGAUUCAAAUAAAAGGAAAUCAAAUUGCUCUGAUCUAUUUUAGAGCAAAGUAUCAGUGUAUCACCAUUUAUGCCAAAGGAAGACAGAACCUGUUGGAUUUGUUUAAGUUCUGAAAUAGACAGUGAUUCAGCCAAUUUAUGGAGCAGACCUUGUCGGUGUCGCGGCGCACUAAAAUGGGUUCAUCAAGCGUGUCUUCAAAGGUGGAUUAGUGAACAGCAACGUAGCCGAGGAGAAUCGGAUCCUAUGUCAUGUCAGAUAUGUAAUACACCAUAUAUAAUAGUCUAUCCUGAUUGCGGAUAUUUGUAUAAUUUUUUACAGUCUGUUGAUCAGAUAACUCGCACUCUAUCAUUUUUUCUUACUGGUGGAAUAAUUUUCGGUUCAUUUUACUGGUCUGCUGUAACUUACGGGGCUGUAACAGUAAUGCAGGUUUAUGGACAUCGUCAAGGUCUACAAGUCAUGAGACUCACAGAUCCUCCUGUUUUACUUCUGGGUCUCCCGACUAUUCCUCUGUGUCUUGUUUUGGCCAAGGCGGUCCAAUGGGAAAGUAGACUGCUUAUGUUAUGGAGAAAACAUAUAAGUCGUCUACCCUUUAUUCAGCAGUUCAGACGCAAAGAUCUCCCAACAUGGCCUGUUAAUGAUGUUGAUGUCGAACUGCGUCCAGAACUCUCUAAUAUACCUCGUUUAUUUUGUAGUGCAUUAGCUCUUCCAACAAUAUCUACCAUUCUUGGACACUUAUUAUUUAAACGGGUGCAGUCUGCUACACAUAGAGUUCUCCUGAAGUGAUGUUCUCUUCCUAAUUGUUCGUCUGUUUGAGCUAACAAGGUUUGAUUUAAGGAUUGUUAGUUUUGAUGUGCUGAAACGUUCAAAGGAUUUAUAUCAAUCUCCAGGAGAUUAUCCAGUCGUCAACCACCAAAGAUUUGAAAUAAUUUCAGAAACACUAUAAAAGAAAUUUGUUGAACAGCUUUACAUCACUUCAAGCUGGCGGAUGUGGCCCUAUCAGUCAACAAUCCAAUCAUUUGUUCUUAACAAUAACGUGGGAAUUCCAUUGAAUUUUACUUGGUUCCAAAAAAAUACUCACUCUUAGUUUUAUAUGUAUGAUCACUUUUUCUUGCGAGGAGGGUGAUGUUCAUGAGUCUGUAACCGUCCUUUGCAAGACAACGAUAUAUUAUGUGUUCUGUAUUGUAUAAGUAAACGAAAAACCAGAUAAGG
Schistosoma turkestanicum is the source of this 2549-nucleotide messenger RNA. The record is from the annotation of a GenBank genome assembly. NCBI's taxonomy places the organism in Eukaryota, Metazoa, Platyhelminthes, Trematoda, Strigeidida, Schistosomatidae.